CUGUUUUCUUCAACAUUAUCUUAUAUUGAGAACAUAAUGAGACUUAUGGGACUGUGGCAGUUAACCAAGACAUCCCUCAGACAAAGGGAAACCUAUUAGAAAUCCUGAUCGGAGUUUUUCUCCCUAAUGUGCUCUCUUUUUCUCUUGACCAUCAGGACACCCAUCCUCACCACCUGUAGUGGACACCCUGCAAGGUAAAGUCCUCGGGAAGUACUUCAGCUUAGAAGGAUUCCCCUUUGCCAACCCCCCUCUCGGAUCUCGGAGGUUUGUUCCACCACAGCCUGCAGAGCCCUCCUAUGUAAGUCACAAGAGUGGACCUGUACCUCUUUUGGAGGAAACCUGCCUCACAGUGACAUAGGAACGGCUCAACACUGUCCUCUACCUGGCUUCUACUUUGUUCUAAAAUCAGUAACAUUAUGGAAGACUUCAGCCUCCCCAAGUCCCUGCUCUGCUUUUCAGAGGGUCUUUUUCUCUGAGUGCCUGCAGAAUGUGUUUUUUCACCCCUAACAAAAGUCUUUCAACUCCUAGAAAUAAAAGAACAUUGUGGAUAUCAUUCUGCAGUCAGUUGCCUGGACUUGCCUUGUGUUGAAGUCGGGGAAUGUCUGAGAUGGAAAUGGAUGCUGCCAAUAAGAAUAGCUGGUGGAUGAUCCCUGAAAACUUUGAGUCUCCAUUCAUGUUCUUCAUAGAUGAGGACCAGGAGCAGCACAUAUUUGGCCAUGGUGACAAAUACCUCAGAUGCAUUGAGGAACACAGCAGCACCUUCAUUCAACUGGAGGGAUGGUUCACAGCUUCAGGCCAGACUCGAGUCACAGUGGUGGGACCAUUCAGAGCAAAGCAUUGGUUGGUGGAUAUGAUUUGGAACCUGUGUAACCAGGAAGCUUACCACAGGGCCCGAGGCCAAGAGAUGUUGGAUCUUGUCCGGAAGCAGCCUCUGACCAGAGCUCACUUGGAUGCCUCCCUCACAGUGCAGGCACUUGACUGGGGCCUGUUUCUUGAUAUCAAGGAUUUAGUUACCACCUGGGACUGAUCUACCCUGGGAAACAAGGAUGUGACAGUUUUGACCAGCCUUUAAGAGAAACUAAAGGGACCUGGCAUGGUGCACUAUCCUGAGGGAAGACUCGGGUGCAAGUAUCUGAGGGACAUCUCCCAAGCAUAAGGCUUUUCUGUAAUGGCAAAGGUGCAAUAAAACAAUGCCUUGCAUGUGUUAAUCUCUAAAAAAAAAAAGAACAUUGUGGACACUUAAAACUGCCUAGCCUCCUAGAACCCUUUCUCCGUAGUGUACUACUUGAACUCCCACUACUUUAUAUGUUUUUGUUAUUUAUUUAAUGAGUGCUUACUACAGAAAAGUUAGGAAAUACAAGAUCUGAAGCUGAGGAAUGUGACUCCACACAGGUUACUACUCAGAAACAGCUGUCACUGCCAUCGACAUAUUUCCAGUCUCUUGUCUGUCACAGGCCUCUAUCGCUCUGAUGAAUGCCUCUCUCACUGACGAGUAUGCUGGGCAGCUUCAGUCACCCUCUGCCACUGACUCUCAGAUUGUUGCUUUUAAUCGCCUUAAUUCCAGCAUCACACUGCAUUAUACGAACCGAGUCUUUAACAUAUGAUCAGGAUGAACUGUUGGAACUACUCCUCGUAUUCAUGAAUACAUUAGGAUAAGUCCCACGUAAUAGAAUUAUUGAACCUAAACAAUGAACUUAUUCUUAAAAUUUCCCUAGAGCUUCUCCAUUAACAAACCAUGCCCAAACAUUAGACUUACUGAAAUAUUUUUAUUCUGCCUUUGG
Rattus norvegicus (Norway rat) is the source of this 1781-nucleotide messenger RNA. NCBI's taxonomy places the organism in Eukaryota, Metazoa, Chordata, Mammalia, Rodentia, Muridae. The record is from RefSeq and is a predicted model, not a curated record.